CCGCCUGACGCCUCCCCCGGCCGGCGCGGCCAUGGCGGAGCGGCGGCGCUGAACCGGCGGCGCGGAACCCGGCGGCUCAUGGCGGGGCCCGGCGCGGCCCCUCCGCGCUUGGCUCUGGCCGUGGCCGCGCUGGCAGCGCUGGUCGCCGUCAAGUAUUACCGGGAUGGCGAGGCGGCCCGGCAGCAGGAGCUGGCCCUGAAGUCCUUGGGAAGCGAGGGGCUGUUUCUCUUCUCGUCUCUGGACACCAACAACGAUCUGUACCUCAGUCCAGAAGAGUUCAAGCCGAUCGCUGAGAAGCUGACGGGGGUUGCUCCAGUCUCGGAGUUCGAAGAGGAGGAGACGCCCGAUCCAAGCGGGGAGACGUUGGCCGUUGUGGCUAAAUUCCAGCCGUUGGUCAUGGAAACAAUGACCAAGAGCAAGGAUGGUUUCUUGGGAAUUUCUCAUGUCGCUCUGUCUGGGCUGCGGAACUGGACGGCGCCGGCAGCCCCGAUGAGCACAAUGCUGGCCAGGCAGUUCAAAGCCUUUCUCCCUCCAAAGAAUAAACUGGAGCUCGGGGAUCCCUGGUGGAUAAUUCCCAGUGAACUCAACAUCUUCACUGGGUAUCUUUCCAACAACAGAUUUUACCCUCCGCCUCCCAAGGGUAAAGAGAUCAUAAUCCACAAGCUUUUGAGCAUGUUCCACCCACGGCCCUUCGUCAAAACGCGCUUUGCUCCUCAGGGCGCGGUGGCCUGUAUCCAGGCCAUCAGCACCUUCUACUACACCAUCGCCUUCAGGAUCCACGCUGAGUUCCAGCUGAACGAACCGCCGCGCUUCCCGUUCUGGUUUUCCCCAGGCCAGUUCACAGGUCACAUCAUCCUCUCCAAGGAUUCCUCCCACGUCCGAGAGUUUAAGCUCUUUGUCCCUAACAACAGGUCUCUGAACGUGGACAUGGAGUGGCUGUACGGGGCGAGCGAGAGCAGCAACAUGGAAGUGGACAUCGGAUACCUGCCCCAGAUGGAGCUGGAGGCGACGGGGCCUUCGGUCCCCUCUGUGAUCCACGAUGAGAACGGGAAUGUGAUCGACAGCCGGGAUCCCUCGGGGGAGCCCAUUCAGUUCGUGUUCGAAGAGAUAACCUGGCAGCGGGAAAUCCCCUGGGAAGAGGCCGCGCGGAAGCUGGAGGUGGCCAUGUAUCCGUUCAAGAAGGUCUCCUAUCUUCCCUUCACACAAGCUUUUGAGAGAGCGAAAGCGGAGAAGAAGCUGGUGCACUCCAUCCUGCUGUGGGGCGCCCUGGACGACCAGUCCUGCUGAGGUUCGGGGCGAACUCUCCGGGAGACCGUCCUGGAAAGUUCGCCCAUCCUCGCCCUGCUGAACGAGAGCUUUGUGAGCAGCUGGUCGCUGGUGAAGGAGCUGGAGGAGCUGCAGAGCAACAGCGAGAACGAGUUCUACAGCAAGCUGGCUGCCCUGCACCUGGAGAAAUACACCUUCCCCGUGGAGAUGAUCAUCUGCCUCCCCAACGGCACGGUGGUUCACCAUAUCAACGCCAACUACUUCCUGGACAUCACUUCUAUGAAGCCUGAAGAUGUUGAAAGCAGCAUCUUUAGUUUUUCAAGCAAUUUUGAAGACCCCUCCACUGCAACGUACCUCCAGUUCCUGAAGGAAGGACUGCAAAGGGCAAAACCGUACCUGCAGACCUAAAACCAGAGGCACCCGAAUGCCCCACAGAGAUGGCCAAAGACUUCAGAGAUCUAUUUUGAUUAUAGAAACCCUUCCUCAUCUUCACGGCAGACGCUGAUGUUGAGACGCAGACAGUCCCAGAACUGGGGCUUUGCUCAGGAUGUUGCUUUAAUCCAAGUUUCAAGCGAUACCAGUUUACGUAACCCACCUGUUUGAGUUCAGACACGAUACUACGUAUCUAUAAACACUCUCGGUGCACACGCCUCGGUUCGCUGCUCGCCCUCGUCUUUUUCCAGCUCCUGCUCAGACUCUGUGGUGAAACUCUUGUCACAGCUGCACCGAGCGUCACCGGACACCCCGGAUCUGAAGGACUGGCCUGUGUGGAAUCACGGGGAGCAGCUUCCCCCUUAGGACCGAACGAUCGCGGUGAGCGCCUGUGCCCGUGGGUGAAGGCGCAGGAUCCAGCGCCGGGGAAGCUCUGAGCUGCCCAGGGCUCGGGUGCCACCUCCUCACGGUGGCGUUUGUUGACAGUGUGACCAUAGGAGGUUCAAACCAGCGGCCUGAGCUCCGGAGCCCUCACAGCGCCCCGGGUGCUGCGCUGGGCGAGCGGUUCGUGGUCGUUCAGGUUCUUCGUGUCUGAGGGAGGCGCUGAGGUUGGCACAGUGGGAUUAGGAAUGGGGACGAGGGCGUGAGGGGUUUGGUGCCGCUCAGAGAGCUCAGGCCUGGGUUAACUCGGGGGACCAGAGCCCCCGUCAGCCCCGCCAGCGCAGAACCAGCGCGCUCCAGGCCACGGCACCGCGCAGCGUCCCCGCUUUGUUCUCCCAGCACCUCCUCGGAGCUGCUGAAACGCUCCGUCCCUGUUGGCUUCGAGCUUCCCGGUCACACGGAACGAUGAACCACGACAAAGUUCCCUUUGGGAACGGGAGGUUCAGCGUGAACUGCCCGAGAACGGAGCAGAUCCAAACGGCAGCAGGAGGGAGGGCGUUUUCAGGAGAUUUUUCCAAGGAUUGUUCAGGCAGAAGCCAUCGGCCCUUCUGCAGCCGCCCUGAGCAGCAGCUCCUGCCCUGUGCCAACGCCGGCUACAGGGCGAGCGUGAUUUGGAGAGGGAAAGGCUAAACGAAACGGGUUUUGAAGCAUAUUCCUGUAGACAGUGAGGAGACAAAGCAUCUUCACUAGGCGGCUGCCGACAGCUGUGGCUGGUGAUGCUUUUUCUGCUCUCUGAAGCACAAUUUUGUUGGACCAAAUCAAAUGAUGGGGAAAAGCCUUUUACUUGGAAGGGAUAUUUUGAUUCCUGGGCUCCUGGGAGGAACCCGGGGGUGGCGAUGCCCCUGUCCCCACCCCAGCCUGGCCCCGUGGCUGGAGCCUGAGCUUAGCUGGACCAGCACCGCUUCACUAAUUGCUCUCAGGCGAUUAAUUACCCCUGGGAUGUUUCUCAGUAUCGGCUUUAUAACUAUGCAUUAGCUCUGCACUUUUCCCGCGCUCCGAGGGCCCCGCGGCAGCGUCGGGCUCGGGUCUGGCACUGCGGAACGCGCCAAAACCUGCGGGCAGCGCUUGAGUCCGAGCUCCUAUCGCACCGGUGGCCUCGUCCCUUUAGGACUUUGUUCCCGUCCCUCUUGGGGUUCGUCCAAGCGGAGGGCGGCAGAGAGCCAGCGUCACCUUCCAGGCUCCUCGGGCAGCUCAGCUCCAGCCCUUCUGCCUUUUUAAAGCUCCACUCGAGUUAUUUUUGCUGCAGCCCCUCGCUGGGGGGCUCUGGAUGUCAAAGCGACGUCUGUCAGUCGUGCCGGGAUGGAAAGUUCCUUCCCCUCGUCCUUCCCUUUGUGUUCCUCCCCUGGGUUCGCAGCAGCAGCUCUGCGGGGUUUGUUGCUCUUUGUCUCUCAGGCUUUGGGAAGCAGCAGGUUGGUGCUGGGUGACCCUGCGCGCCGGAGCUCCCGGCGGGGCCGGCUCAGGGGGCCCGUCCCGCGCCGAGCGGGGGCUCCCACAGAACAACGGGGGGCCCUGAAAAUCCCGUUCCUUUGUUUUUCGGGCUCUCAGCCCCCUGGAUCUGGGGGGUCCAGGAGAACCAGCUCUGCCCCUGGUUACCCCGUUAACAGCAAAGCUAAUUGACCCGCCGCGGGCUCCGGGAAGAGCCUGUUGAAGCGUUUACUCCUGGGUGCCAAGCUCUUUGUCUCCUCUUUGUAACUUUACUUGGAUUUUCCACCAGGUUUGUGGUGCCGGGGGGGGCAGGUGCUGCUCCCCCCACCCCCGGUGCUGUGUGACGCUCUGGUCCCAAACCCAUCGGGCCAGCGCUGAUGUUCGUCACCGAGGGGCGGGGGGAGCGGGUCGGUCAGCCCCGCGCGGGUCGGUGCUGUAGCUGCAUCGGUAAAACCGUCCCUGGAACCA
This is a messenger RNA of Columba livia (rock pigeon), 4032 nucleotides long. RefSeq names its product selenoprotein N (gene SELENON). Gene Ontology annotation, cellular component: endoplasmic reticulum membrane. Gene Ontology annotation, biological process: calcium ion homeostasis; skeletal muscle fiber development. The transcript has 12 exons. NCBI's taxonomy places the organism in Eukaryota, Metazoa, Chordata, Aves, Columbiformes, Columbidae. The record is from RefSeq and is a predicted model, not a curated record.